CGGGGGGACGUGGUUUCUCGGGAAUCAGAAAUGCAGCUUCACAUAUCUCCGAGCCUGAGGCACGUAACGGUGCUUCCCACCAAAGGCGUGAAGGAGUUCAUCAAGUUCAGAAUUGUGUCCAGACGGGUGUCCUUUCGCGUGGUCUUCUACUCCCUCCUGCUCUUCACGUUUCUUCUCCGGUUCGUGUUCUUGUUGACGGCUGUGGACACCAUUGACGGAGAAAGCAAGUGUUCAGGCAUAGGUUGCUUUGGAAGAAAAAUACGACCGAGUAUUUUAGGAAGGCAGCUUGAAUCAACGCUCCCAGAAGUGAUAUACAGUGUAUUGGAGGAACCAGCAAACGAAACCGAGAUACAAGUUGGACCAGAAACACCUCAGACCCUCGAAGACUUAAUUGCAGAAUUCAAAGGUGAUAGACCCGAUGCAAAGACCUUUGCAGUCAAGCUAAAAGCUAUGAUCAAUUUCCUUGAGCAAACAACUAGAACUGCAAAAAUCCAAGAGUACCUGUAUCGCCACGUGGCAUCCAAUAGCAUCCCUAAACAGCUGCACUGCCUUUCGCUAAUGUUAGCAAAUGAGCACUCGAGCAAUGCUAAUGCUCGUCUCCAGUUACCAUCACCGGAGCUUGUCCCUGCCCUUGUUGAUAACUCGUUCUUCCAUUUCGUUCUGGCCUCUGACAAUGUUCUUGCUGCCUCUGUUGUUGCUUCAUCACUAGUCCAAAACUCAUUGCACCCAGAAAAGUUUGUGCUUCACAUAAUCACAGACAAAAAAACUUACUCCCAAAUGCAGGCAUGGUUUUCCUUGCAUCCUUUGACACCUGCAAUCGUUGAGGUUAAAGGGUUGCACCAUUUCGAUUGGUUCACAAAAGGGAAAGUUCCGGUUUUGGAAGCAAUGGAAAAAGACCAAAAAGCACGGUCCCAGUUCAGGGGAGGUUCUUCUGCCAUUGUGGCAAAUCAAACUGAAAAACCUCGUAUUAUUGCUGCAAAGUUGCAAGCACUCAGCCCUAAGUACAACUCACUGAUGAAUCACAUUCGGAUUCAUUUGCCAGAGUUGUUUCCUAGUCUGAACAAAGUGGUCUUCCUUGAUGAUGACAUAGUGGUUCAAACUGAUCUUUCACCUCUAUGGGACAUUGACAUGAAUGGAAAGGUGAAUGGAGCAGUGCAAACCUGCAGAGGGGAGGAUAAGUCUGUGAUGUUUAAGCACUUCAAAAGUUAUCUCAACUUUUCUCACCCUCUAAUAGCAAAAAAUUUCGAUCCUAAUGAAUGUGCAUGGGCAUACGGCAUGAACAUCUUCGAUCUUGAGGCAUGGAGAAGAACUAAUAUAAGUCAGACAUACCACCACUGGCUUGAACAGAACUUAAAAUCAGACCUGAGUUUGUGGCAACUAGGGACAUUACCUCCGGGCCUAAUCGCAUUCCACGGCCAUGUACAUGUCAUUGAUUCCUUCUGGCACAUGUUAGGUCUUGGCUACCAGGAUAAUACAAGCAUUGCAGAUGCUGCAAGUGCGGGUGUUGUCCACUUCAAUGGCAGAGCAAAACCCUGGCUAGACAUAGCAUUCCCACAACUCCGAUCAUUAUGGACCAAGUAUGUCAAUUUCUCGGAUACAUUCAUUAAAAGGUGUCAUAUAACGGCAUCAUGAGUUUGGUUCAGGAAGGACUAUCUCGAUCUUCAGCUUUCAUAGAGGAGAAGAAUCCAGGGAAUCAUUUUUGAAAGCAGGGGCAACAGCUCCUGAUAUGAGUAUAUGAGAAGAAAGCUGCCCCCGGACUUACGUUUUGUCAACUGGUCUUCCUUCACUACAAGCACCCAAAGUUGUCUUCUUUAUUGUAUAAAUGCAUGGUUGGUUUUAAGAUUAUCUUAGGAUGUCUGAAUUUUUUCUCAAUAUGUAUCUUCGUCAAAGAAAUCCCAAUGCAAAUAUAUUAAGAAAAAACUAUAUUCAACUUGAAGAAUUCAAAAUUUUCAAAUUUUCAAA
Molecule: messenger RNA, 1962 nt
Organism: Ipomoea triloba (trilobed morning glory)
Lineage: Eukaryota; Viridiplantae; Streptophyta; Magnoliopsida; Solanales; Convolvulaceae
Product: probable galacturonosyltransferase 12
Exons: 6
Coding region: 31-1632 (533 amino acids)
Molecular function (GO): polygalacturonate 4-alpha-galacturonosyltransferase activity
Source: RefSeq, a predicted model, not a curated record